UGGAUUAACAUUCGAUCCAUCUACAGAUGUAGAACGUCAAUUAAUAAUAGACCUCAUAUGUACAGCUGCACAAACAUUCUGUAAUGGAACAUUACAACAAUAUUCAAGUGUCGAUGAUUGUACACAAUAUUUAAUGACCAAGGUACCGUAUGGUUCAUAUGAUAGAGGAGACCAAGGAACUGUUGCUUGCCGCGCUAUUCAUGCAUAUUUUGUUCCUCUAUUACCAUCUGUACAUUGUCCACAUGUUGGUCCAACUGGAGGAGGAGCAUGUACCGAUAAAACAAUUGACUUUUAUUAUAAUCAACCAAACUUUCUUGGUUGUGCUUGUGAACAAGAAUAA
Messenger RNA from Rotaria sp. Silwood2, 340 nucleotides. The record is from the annotation of a GenBank genome assembly. NCBI's taxonomy places the organism in Eukaryota, Metazoa, Rotifera, Eurotatoria, Philodinida, Philodinidae.